AUGCGGUUGGAUCCUGGCUGCGAACACGUCCUGCCCAUUGACUAUUACUUUCCACCUCAAAAGACCUGCCUGAUCUGCGGUGAUGAAGCGUCCGGGUGCCACUACGGAGCCCUCACUUGUGGCAGCUGCAAAGUCUUCUUCAAACGGGCCGCAGAAGGGAAGCAGAAGUACCUUUGUGCCAGCCGGAAUGACUGCACCAUCGACAAGUUCAGGAGGAAAAACUGCCCGUCCUGCCGCCUGCGGAAGUGCUACGAGGCGGGGAUGACCCUCGGAGCCCGCAAGCUUAAGAAGCUGGGCAACCUGAAGAUCCAGGAUGAUUCCGAGGCAGGCGGCUCGUCCAGCCCCGCAGAGGAGCAAGCCCCCAAGAUGGUGAUGACCCACAUCGAUGGGUACGAGUGCCAGCCCAUCUUCCUCAACGUCCUGGAGGCCAUCGAGCCCGGCGUGGUGUGUGCUGGCCACGACAACAGCCAGCCUGACUCCUUCUCCAACCUGCUGACCAGCCUGAAUGAGCUGGGAGAGAGGCAGCUGGUCUAUGUGGUGAAGUGGGCAAAGGCCUUGCCAGGGUUCCGUAACCUGCACGUGGACGACCAGAUGUCCAUAAUCCAGUACUCUUGGAUGGGUCUUAUGGUUUUUGCCAUGGGGUGGAGAUCUUUCACCAACGUCAAUUCCAGGAUGCUCUACUUCGCUCCAGAUUUGGUCUUCAACGAGUACCGCAUGCACAAGUCCAGGAUGUACAGCCAGUGCGUCAGGAUGCGGCACCUCUCUCAGGAGUUCGGGUGGCUUCAGAUCACGCCCCAGGAGUUUCUCUGCAUGAAGGCGCUGCUCUUCUUCAGUAUUAUUCCCGUGGAUGGCCUGAAGAACCAGAAGCUCUUCGAUGAACUUCGAAUGAAUUAUAUAAAGGAACUCGACCGCAUCAUCGCAUGCAAGAGGAAGAACCCUACCUCCUGCUCUCGGCGGUUUUACCAGCUCACCAAGGUCCUGGACUCCGUGCAUCCGAUUGCCAAGGAUCUGCAUCAGUUUACAUUUGACCUUUUGAUUAAGGCACAUAUGGUCAGCGUGGACUACCCUGAAAUGAUGGCCGAGAUCAUCUCCGUGCAGGUUCCCAAGAUCCUGUCUGGCAAAGUCAAGCCCAUCUACUUCCACGCGCAGUGACGCGCCGGAGGGAGCUCCUGUUCUGCCGCCCCCAUCGCAGCCAUCUCCU
Tinamus guttatus (white-throated tinamou) is the source of this 1201-nucleotide messenger RNA. Lineage: Eukaryota; Metazoa; Chordata; Aves; Tinamiformes; Tinamidae. The record is from RefSeq and is a predicted model, not a curated record.